AUGCGAAUCGUACAGUUAAGAAGAAAUCGCUUAUUUCAAAUAAGUGUUGGAGCAUUUUUCGCUCUUGUGAUUCUGUAUACACUACUAUCAUUCGCCUCGGAUGAUCACGUAAAAACUAUUAAGGGAUACCUAGUCAAAAGCUCUAUACAGGAGCCUGUUCUUGUAGAUGGAUUGGGUAACUUUGAACCCAGAGAUGUAAAACCCAGGACUGGACCUGGUGAAUAUGGAAAGCCUCAUAUUUUAAGAGAUGAGCAACAAAAUGAUAUUCAGCAGUCUGAAUCUGAAUACGGGAUGAACAUGGUCUGUUCGGAUGAAAUUUCUUUAGACAGAGCCAUUCCAGACACGAGACCUGCGGAAUGCAAGCACUGGAAUUAUCCUGAAAAAUUACCUCGCACGAGCGUCAUUAUCGUUUUUCACAAUGAGGGUUGGUCAGUUUUAAUGAGGACUGUCCACAGCGUCCUGAACAGAACACCUCCUCAAUUUUUGGAAGAAAUUCUCCUUGUGGACGACUACUCAGAUAAAGAAAAUCUUAAAGGGGAGUUGGAGUCUUACAUAGAAAAAUGGGACGGAAAGGUGAGAUUAAUAAGGAAUCACGAGAGACAAGGUUUGAUACGAACGAGAUCGCGAGGAGCUCGAGAAGCGACAGGAGAAGUUAUAGUCUUCUUAGACGCGCAUUGCGAAGUCAAUGUUAAUUGGUUGCCGCCUCUAUUAGCCCCAAUUGCUGUGAAUAACAACGUUAUGACUGUUCCCGUAAUCGAUGGAGUCGAUCACAAGACUUACGAGUACCGACCAGUUUAUCAGGAAGGACACCUAUAUAGAGGAAUUUUCGAAUGGGGAAUGUUAUAUAAGGAAAAUGAACUACCUAAUCGGGAAUCCAAAACCCGUCCUCACAACAGCAUGCCAUACAGGUCACCAACGCAUGCAGGUGGUCUCUUUGCAAUAGACCGCAAAUACUUUUUAUCCUUGGGAGGAUAUGACGAAGGUUUACUAGUUUGGGGAGGAGAGAAUUUUGAAUUAUCGUUCAAAAUUUGGCAAUGCGGCGGCAGCAUUUUGUGGGUUCCUUGCUCGCAUGUUGGUCAUGUAUACCGAGGUUUUAUGCCUUACACAUUUGGCAAACUGGCUCAGAAAAAGAAAGGACCUCUGAUUACAAUUAACUAUAAAAGGGUUAUUGAGACCUGGUUUGAUGAAAGGCAUAAGGAAUUCUUUUAUACUAGGGAACCUCUGGCAAGGUUACUGGAUCACGGCGAUAUUACUGAACAGCUUCUUUUCAAGGAACGAAAAAGAUGCAAGAACUUCCAGUGGUAUAUGGAUAAUGUAGCUUACGAUGUUCUUGAUAAAUUUCCUGAACUGCCGCCAAACAUUCAUUGGGGCGAACUGAGAAGCGUCGCAACGUCGGCGUGUUUAGAUACUAUGGGACAUGCUCCUCCUAGUCUGAUGGCUACUUCACAUUGUCAUGGCUUUGGAAAUAAUCAGCUGAUUAGAUUAAAUGCAAAGGGCCAACUAGGGGUUGGUGAGCGAUGUGUAGAGGCGGAUGGACAAGGAGUAAAAUUAGCAUUUUGCAGAUUAGGAACUGUCGACGGACCCUGGCAAUACGAUGAGAAAACGAAGACUCUCUUACAUAGAGUGCACAAAAAAUGUAUGGCGCUUCAUCCUCAAACUCAACAGUUAUCAUUAAUGCCCUGUGAUAUACACAACACAUAUCAACAGUGGAGCUUCCACCAGAUUCAUCCAAGAUGGUGAGACUGAAUUUGAUAUUACGUAACUGAUCAGUGGAUCACCUUUUUAUGAAAUCAUAAACGAUAUCAAAUUUUACUUCAACGAACUGUAAAAGUUCACAAAGAGGAUUGAAAUAAUGACUAUAAUUCAUUAUGCAAAAACACACGAACAUGUUUCUACGGAUACCUGCAUGGAAUGUGAACAAAUUAGUUUAAUUAAAUCCAUUAGUAUAAAAAUGAUAUUAUUAGUUAUAGUCACUAACUUUGAAAAUUCUAUUGGUACAAAGUCAAACGAAAUUAUAAACUUUGGGAAUUCAAAAAGGGUGAAUGGAUAUUUGGAAUUUGAACAAAUUAGAUUAAUUUGAACAAUUAGUUUAAAAAGUACGAUAUUCUUAGUUAGUCACGAACUUUGAAAAUUCUAUUUUGACACCAAUUUGAGACAAAAUUUUUAAUCUUCUUAAUCCAGAAAAAUAAAUAUUUUAAUAUAUUUUCUAUUUCAUGGUAAUCAUUUUACUAUGAUUUCAAUCUUCUACUCACAAACUGAAUCUGUUUUAAGAUACCAACACAACUGACGUCAUCAGAUAAAUUGUCUCUUCACCUGGCAAUGCAUUUUUUAAAUCUAUUAGCAUUCCACCUGUAAAUUAUUUGUAUCUAAUGAAUAUUGUCUUUAAUUAUAUCGACGAAGCAGCUCACACAAAGGGAAUUUUUUGACUGAUUAUUAAGAAAAAUUCCUUUAAUAUUUCGGGAUCGAGGGUCCCCGGAGUGUACUUAAUACAGAUUAUGAAUCCACGAGAUAACAUCAUGUAGAUAAAAUAUAUGAUAAAUAUUGUGUAUUAGAGUGCGACGAAAAAAAGCCUGACAUUCAAAAGUCACUGAAAUAGAUCGAUCGACAUGCUGGGAUUCCUGGGACAACAAUUAGUUUCCAAAAUUCGUCAUUCUCGGAUUUUUGAAAAAAAGCCAGUAAAAUAUAUUUUAAUUGAUUAAUAUUCGAUAUAUAACGAUUAUUUCAGACAAAUCAUUUGUUUGAGGAAUAAGAAAAGACCUGUAAAAAAAUAACAUCUUCCAAAAGUUAUUUCGAAUAAUUUUUUCAUAAUCUGUACAAUAUGCCAAGUUUUCCAAAAUCUACCAAGAUUUCCAGUUUUUCUGGAACUAAAUCUAAUUUUUAUAAACCUCAAAUAAUUAAUAUAAUUUUUAUAAACUUUUCACACUACGUAGAUUUUUUUAACAUUUAGAAACGUUAGCACAUUCAAAACUUACCCAAACAAAAAUAAUGAGAAGAUUUUAGCUAUUAAAAAGGCCAGAAAAAAUUGGCUCAACAAAUUUUAAGAUAGUUUGGAAAUUGUUCAAAAUUAUUUUAGUUUUUUUUUUGUGUUUAUAAAAAUGAGAUUUUGUUCUUUAAAAACAUAAAUAUUGAAAUCUUAAAAAAAUUAAGUCGAGCAUAUUAUUUAGAUUAUGAAAAAAAUAAUAGCAAUUUUUGCAAAUCUCUCAUAAUUAAGAAUUUUUAAACUUAUUUUAGCCCCGCGAAACCUCAGGAUAUUGAUCGAUCUGUUUAAAAUUUGACAGAGAACCUAAAAUGAAACGUGCCUGUU
Messenger RNA from Belonocnema kinseyi, 3304 nucleotides. RefSeq names its product N-acetylgalactosaminyltransferase 7 (gene Pgant7). Gene Ontology annotation, cellular component: Golgi apparatus. The transcript has 10 exons. The record is from RefSeq and is a predicted model, not a curated record. NCBI's taxonomy places the organism in Eukaryota, Metazoa, Arthropoda, Insecta, Hymenoptera, Cynipidae. The coding region runs from base 1 to 1740 and encodes 579 amino acids.